This is a messenger RNA of Sabethes cyaneus, 1850 nucleotides long. RefSeq names its product activating molecule in BECN1-regulated autophagy protein 1-like. Bases 57 to 1850 code for a protein of 597 amino acids. The record is from RefSeq and is a predicted model, not a curated record. Gene Ontology annotation, molecular function: protein binding. Gene Ontology annotation, cellular component: intracellular membrane-bounded organelle. Lineage: Eukaryota; Metazoa; Arthropoda; Insecta; Diptera; Culicidae. The transcript has 10 exons. Gene Ontology annotation, biological process: autophagy.
AUCAAGUUGUGAAUAUCAAUGGAAUCAAACAGAAAAUGCUUUGAGCAUUUGAAACAAUGGUCUCUAAAAGAAACUUGAAUAUCGUGCGGCUGCUGGUGCAGCGAGAAUCUGGAUGGGGACAUAAAGCAUUUUUCAAUACUUUUCAUCAAACUGCUUUAGAGCUUGCAGAACAUGGAAUAUUGCAGAGACUGCAAAAGGAGGAUCUAUGUAGAUCUCUAGAUGAUUUAUCGAACGAAACCGAGUCAGUAUUUAACAUCGAGCAGAGCCGUAAUGGACAUUAUGCCGCAACCGUACAGACGAAUAAAAGUGUCAACAUUUUCCAAGUCAGCACAAUGAACAAAAUAGCCGAAUAUCAUACUAAUGAAAGAUCAGUAUGGACGCUGGCGUUCCACCCAGUAAAUUGCAACAUAAUCGCGUUUGGAACACUGGGAGGAAAGGUUUUUGUGUACGUAGAUGGGCAAAAGGCUGCAUGGUUAGAAGAGCAUGCACCAAUAGGUUCUUUAUGCUUUCAUCCUGUCGAUCACUAUCUGGUGCUUACUAGUGGCAAUGAGGUUACCUUUUGGGACUGGCAGAAUGAUACAGUUAUGAACACCGGAACCUAUAACGACUGCAAAUGUCGUUUCCUUCAUAUUACAACUAGUUCUAUUCUAAUAACAGGCAUUUCGCAAACCACUCUAUUUGCAUCGGCGGGUAUAGGUAAAAAUUUGGCUACAGUGGAACCUCAAUAUAUGAUGGCGUCGUUUCUUAGGACUAUUAACUUCAUGCUUGAUUCAUUAGAACGCGGAUGUACUAUAGGGAAUAGUUUUGACUCGGAAUUGAGAAAACAGUUUUACGUUUGGAAUCAUUUGUUAAAAAUAAUAGCUAACAAACGAGAUGAGCCCCACUGCUUUUAUACAGUUGCUCCAGAAGCCAAAUGCAUGAAAUCCUACCUCAAUACUACACUGGUUGUUUUAAAUCGAAGAAUAGACGAUAUUCUAGAAAAUUUGGAAAGGUGUAAAAUGCACAAGUGGCUUUCGUUCACAACGCGUUGUGUCAGCGAUAACAUAAUUGAUAAACACUGCCAUGAGCCUAUGAUGUACUUUGAACGCAUUUGUUCCAAUUAUGUGGAACAAAGAUACAGUGGAUAUAUAAGAUACAUAUUUGACUUAACAUUGGUUAAAAACAUACUACAUAAGAUAUUCAAAUUGUAUUUAAAUUUUGGAUAUCAGACGUCGCUGCUAGAACCGUGGCAGGAAUCGGACGUCCCUAUGGAUAGUUCAAUAAUCUCGCACGAUGCUGAAACAAAAAAUCAGUUCCUCCUCCAAGCAUGGGAUCUAGGUUGUCACCGCGAUGCGAGCGAUUUGCCAGAUUUUAAAGAAGACUGGAAAAAUGUGAUAUCUAUUUGCUCAAUAAACAAUGACUCCAAUGUUUCCAUCUCUCAAUGUGAACUUUUCAUAGCAUCAGUUCGAAUUAAAGCUGUAAAAGAACUAGAGGUACGCAGCUUGGACCGCGCAAACUUUGGUGAAUGCAUGUUUAUAUUUAGGUUCGUAGUAAAUUUUGUGUCUCUUUCAUUUUCGCCAUCUGGCCGAUACCUCGUGGUUGGCUUACGAUGUAAGAAACGACUCAAAUUUGCUUAUAUACUGGAUAAAGACAGUAAAUGGAAAAUUGGAGUUAAUUUCUGUCUCGAUCCCAAUAGUACUGAAAGUCAGGACUCAGCAGCGUCGUCCUCAAAUGAACUAGUUGGCUUAAGGCUGUGUCUUCCAAAGGAAUCAUUUAAUUAUAAGGAAAUCAACUGUAUAAAAUGGGCGGCGCUUCCAGGGUAUGGUCUGCUUAUUGGACUUAAAUCAAAAUUUAUGCAGGUUUGCCGAUAA